Molecule: messenger RNA, 1238 nt
Organism: Cucurbita pepo subsp. pepo (vegetable marrow)
Lineage: Eukaryota; Viridiplantae; Streptophyta; Magnoliopsida; Cucurbitales; Cucurbitaceae
Source: RefSeq, a predicted model, not a curated record
UAUAUAUACCUUCUUCAUCCGUUCCUCCCCUUUUCUCCCCCUUCCGCCACCCCCUUUCUCUCUUUCUCUCUCUCUCUGCCUCUCUCUCCGCCAUGUCCGACGACAAAUGGGUCGACGUUGCUCUUUCCGAUGACUCUCUUGUCGUCGACUUACUUCUUCGUCUCAACCGUUCUCCGCUCGUCAAUCCUCUCUCUCCCCCUCUCCGACUCGAUUGGUCCAUCCGCCAGCCCCGCUCCAAGCCGAUUCUUCCUCGUCAGGCUUCCGAUUCCGCCGGUAAAAACUCCGAUGAGGCGGCUAGAGCCAGUCCGACUACGCCUCUCACUUGGAGUAGUGGCGGUGGCGCUACCUCCGUCAGUGGCGGAUUCGUUGACGCCGUAAGAUCUAAGAAUGCUGGUAAGAGUGAAGUAGUUGCAACAAUGAAGAGGCCAAGAAAGAAAAAGACACUUGGAGAACUCAAAGAGGAGGAGGUUUUGCUAUUGAAGGAAAGGAGAAGCUUGAAAGAUGCCUUGGCGAUCUUGCGGCUCACUGUCGAAAAACAGAGGUCUAUCAAUGGAAGCUUGAAGAAAAUGAAGAUUGAUUUCGAUUCGCAACAAGCGAUCGAGAUGGCUGUAACAUCUGCUAUGCCGAAGGAGGCGAGCUCCAACCGACCUCAACUGCAGACGCUACCGAUAUCUAUAUGCAACACAAUGCCUGUCAGAGUCGAUGCUUCUUCCUACCAAUUACCUCUGCCAAAUGUUUCUUGCAAACUACAGGAGAUGGGAACUCUUGGGACCGUUCGUUCGAUACCCGAUCUUAAUGUGCCUUUUCAAGAGGACUCCAGUGCCGACGUCUUGUACCGAAUGAGCUAAGACGAAUUCAACCGAAACAAACCGAUAUUAAGCUUCAAUAACUAAGAGGGACGAAGAUCGACAACGACAACGACGACAACAACAAAACCAUUUGCUUCGUAAUAAGAUGUAGUUCCUGAAUCCUAACCGUUAUAGGCUCGAGUUACUUACAACUGUAAUUACGUAACCAUUUUUCUUAGCUGCAUAUUCAUAUAUCUUCUUCCUUUUUCCCUUCCCAUAGUACGUGAAAAAAUCGAGCAUAGAACCGUGUAGAGACCCCGAAAACUCGUUAGCUGUUUAGUUAUUAUAUUAUUCAUUCAUAGUCAGUCUGUUUAUUUUGGUUGUAGCCAACCCUUACCCUGUAAUUACUGCAUAAUUUCAAACAAAGUUCAGUGUUCCAUUUCAUUUCUU